Parascedosporium putredinis is the source of this 585-nucleotide messenger RNA. The record is from the annotation of a GenBank genome assembly. Lineage: Eukaryota; Fungi; Ascomycota; Sordariomycetes; Microascales; Microascaceae.
AUGUCUGUAGAGCAGUACUCCCUCCCCAGCCUCCCCUACGCCUACGAUGCCUUGGAGCCCAGCAUCUCGGCCCAGAUCAUGGAGCUCCACCACAGCAAGCACCACCAAGCCUACAUAACCAAUCUCAACGCCGCUCUCCAGACCUACUCCGCCGCCACCUCCUCGUCCGACGUGCCCGCCCGCAUCGCCCUGCAAGCCGCGAUCCGCUUCCACGGCGGCGGGCACAUCAACCACUCCCUCUUCUGGGAGAACCUCACGCCGGCGGGGUCCGCCGAGGCCCAGGUCUCCGCCGCGCCCGCGCUCGUGGCCGAGAUAGGCAAGACGUGGGCGGACGGCGUGGAGGGGUUCAAGAAGGAGUUCACCGCCGCGCUGCUCGGUAUCCAGGGUAGCGGGUGGGGGUGGCUCGUCAAGGACGGGAAGGGGAGGUUGAGCGUGGUGACGACCAAGGACCAGGAUCCUGUGUAUUUGAAUGGUAAGGCAGCAUACGUGGAAAACAUCUGGAAGGUCAUCAACUGGCAGACGUGCGAGAAGCGAUUUACUGGAUCGCGUGAAGAUGUGUUUGCCGUACUCAAGGCCUCUUUGUAA